AGAGCGAGCGCCCCGGAGCUCUAAGGACUGCGCUCCCGGAGGCCUUGGCUGGAAGCCGAACUCAGCCCGCCGCGGAGGGGACUCUCUAGAGCCUCUUCACCCAGCAACUGCGGGGAUGCUGAGAACCCGGCUGCUGGGGCAGCUGGGCUGCUCCCGGCGGCGCUCGGGGCCAGCGCGCAGCCCGCCCCCGCGUCCGCCCCACAGUUGCCCACGCCGUGCGGGAGGCGGGGCCGCCCAGCUCACCUGGCCGUUUGGGGCGGGGCCGCCCGCGACCCGGGGGAGCGGAGGUGGCGGCGGUACCCGGCGUGCAGGAAAGGGGCUCGCUGCGGGGGCAUGGCCGGAGCUCCCACCCCUCCACGCCCCCCCACCGCCCGUGCCGGGGCCCUCCCUCGGCUCGCUCGCGCUCUCCCUCCCUCUUCUCCCCUCCUUCGCUCCCUCCCUCCGAGCCCAAUUGCUCAAGCCGCUUCCUUCCCCAACGCCAGCGCCAGUUCCUCUCUUGGUGGGGCCCGGGAAGGGCAGCGAACGCUAGACACUGGAACCGCUGCGGCGGCAGGACCAUGGCCGAGCCCCGAGGGGCCGCGAAGCCGGCACCCAAGGCCUCCUUCGCACCGACCGAGCUGAGCCUGCGGAGCGCCCCGCAGCCCCGCCCCUUGAGAGUGGACACCGUCAGCCUGGGCAGGUACCGGGGCAACGCCACCGCCUCCCGGGAGCCCCCCUUCCACGGCUCGUUGAUGCCCUCGGGAACAGGCUCGGGGCGCCGGCGGGGAGCGCUGCGGGAGCUGCUGGGACUGCAGGGGGCGGCUCCCGCCGGGUGGCUGUCGGAGGAGCGCCCCGUGGAGCAGUCCCCGGGCGGGCCGAACGGACCGAGCGGUAGCGGGCUAUGCCUGGAGCCCCGGGAGCACGCGUGGAUACUCGCGGCAGCUGAGGGCCGCUUUGAGGCGCUGCAGGAGCUGCUGGAGGUCGAGCCGGGGCUGCUCCUGCGGGGCGACCCGAUCACGGGCUACACGGUGCUGCACUGGCUGGCCAAGCACGGGCGCCACGAGGAACUCAUCCUGGUGCACGACUUCGCCCAGCGCAGGGGGCUGCCGCUCGACGUGAGCGCCCCGGGUAGCGGCGGCCUCACGCCCCUCCACCUGGCGGCCCUGCAGGGCCACGAUAUGGUCGUCAAGGUGCUGGUGGGCGCCUUGGGGGCAGACCCCACGCGCCGCGACCACAGCGGCCACCGGGCCUGUCACUACCUGCGGCCCGACGCGCCCUGGAGCUUGCGGGAGCUGUCGGGGGCCGAGGACUGGGAGACGGCGGGCGGCAGCGAGCGUAACAACGCCAACAACAACAGCAGCGGCGGCGGCGCCGCGUGUACGCCGAGACGCGCCCCCAGCGCAGUGGGCGCGCCGGUCGUGGAGACAACGGCCAGAGCGGCGGCGGCGCCCGCCAAGGGGAAGGACUCCGUGGGCAGACGAGUGGCGCAAAUUCAAGGCCUUUUCCGCCAUAUGUUCCCCUUCUUCCAGGACCGUUGAAGGAGACGGAGACUGGAGAGCGUGGAGGGACCAAGACGCUGCGGACGGGCCUCGAUCCCGGGUGGUCCCUGGCGGUCCCGGGUCCCACCGAAGGGGCGGCGCCUCGGACGCAGCUCGGGCCGCAGCCGUGGGCGCUGGUCCUGCAGGGAACAGACCACCUCGGGGUCCGUCUCAGGCACCUGUCUCAGGAGUACAGACACUGGCCAGGAGACGCGGGGACCAGGGCACGCCUAACCGAGGGAGAGCAAAGACCAAGCCUUCCUGGCGCCGAAUCCCCAAACUACAGGAUUAAGCAGUUAGGAGCAGAAGCGUGGUCCUGCUUGGGAGAGGGAAAGUUAGCUUCCAGUAGCCAUUUCUGGGCAGGCGGAAGCUCUGGGUUUAUUAGGAAACAUUUGCUAGAAGAAUGAGUUAAGAUUGUAAACCACUGAUGCAGAGGAAGCGCCUAACUGCAGGCCUGACUCGGCUGUUAACGGGUCACUUUGUGAGGGCGGGCUCAGCCCCUGUCAACCUGCUCCUGAGACAACCAGGCCUUACGCAUACGGUUUGGUUUCUAAUGUAUCACGAUUGACUUCUUAAGCAUAUU
Messenger RNA from Balaenoptera musculus (blue whale), 2100 nucleotides. RefSeq names its product sosondowah ankyrin repeat domain family member D (gene SOWAHD). The coding region runs from base 558 to 1517 and encodes 319 amino acids. Lineage: Eukaryota; Metazoa; Chordata; Mammalia; Artiodactyla; Balaenopteridae. The record is from RefSeq and is a predicted model, not a curated record. The transcript has a single exon. Gene Ontology annotation, molecular function: protein binding.